Messenger RNA from Trematomus bernacchii (emerald rockcod), 1281 nucleotides. RefSeq names its product zinc finger protein 648 (gene znf648). Bases 1 to 1281 code for a protein of 426 amino acids. Gene Ontology annotation, biological process: regulation of transcription by RNA polymerase II. The record is from RefSeq and is a predicted model, not a curated record. Gene Ontology annotation, cellular component: PcG protein complex; transcription regulator complex. NCBI's taxonomy places the organism in Eukaryota, Metazoa, Chordata, Actinopteri, Perciformes, Nototheniidae. Gene Ontology annotation, molecular function: DNA-binding transcription factor activity, RNA polymerase II-specific; RNA polymerase II cis-regulatory region sequence-specific DNA binding. The transcript has a single exon.
AUGAAUUCCCUCUCGGAGAGCAGUGACACUGGAAUUCUUUAUCUGAACCCUCAAACACCAAAGUGGUCCUUGGUGGAGAAGUUUGCAGAGCUUUCAAAGGGAGAUGAAUCAUUUAAAGAUGCUCCAGACCACCAAACUCGAGGAUUGUUACAACGCACUAAACAAAUUGAGAAAAAUGUGAUUUAUGGAUCUAAUGAAACGCUCCUGGAUCCUGUCCAAAAGAAGGAAAGCUCUAAAUACCUCAGGAGCCAUAGGAUAAGUAGUGCUGCAGAGGAACAAAAGACAUCUAAACUCAAAGAGCUAAAUGUUGUUGGAAAUGAGAUUAACAAGAAGAAUGUAAAUAAGAAAUUACUCAAAAAGUGUGACGGAGACAAGAUCCCUCGACUUUUGGUGGCGAUGAAGAAACGCGGUGAGGUUGACAAAGAGCACCGUCCCUUCAAGUGCCCACACUGUGACUGGGCUUUUAAAAAGCUCUGCAACCUACAAAGUCACCUGCAAACUCACAGUGGCCUCAAGCCACACGUGUGCGAUAUAUGUGGCAAGGCUUACUCCCACCAGGGCACUCUGCAGCAGCACAAGCGUCUGCACACGGGGGAAAGACCAUACCACUGCCCCUUCUGUGUCAAGACCUACAUCUGGUCCUCAGAUUACCGCAAGCAUAUCCGCACACACACAGGUGAAAAGCCCUACGUCUGUGACACUUGUGGGAAGGAUUUCAUUCGAUCCUCUGACCUGAGAAAGCAUGAGCGGAACAUGCAUACCAAUGACAAGCCUUUCCCCUGCACGCACUGUGGCAAGACCUUCAAUAAACCCCUCUCCCUGAAGCGCCAUGAGCGCAAGCACCUGGGAGAAAGGCCCUUCUCCUGCCCCGACUGUGGGAAGGCCUUCGCUCUGGCCAGCCGUAUGGCAGAGCACCAGAAGAUCCACGCGGGCAUUCGUCCUUACAUCUGCUCCGUGUGCUCCAAGUGCUUCACCAAGUCUUCCAACCUGAGCGAGCACGAGGCCAUUCACAGCGGAGCGCGGCCCCACAAGUGCCCAGAGUGCGGCGUGGCGUUUGCCAUGGCUUCUCGCCUCGUCCGUCACCAGUACGUCCACAGCAAAGAGGAAUCCCACAACUGCACAGGCUGUAGCAAGAACUUUAGCCACCUAGCCUCACUGAAGCUUCACCAGGAGCAAACCUGUGCCGGCAGGAUCUUUGUCUGUGUGGAGUGCGACAAGUCUUUCCAGUGUGCAGCAAAGCUCUCACAGCAUAUGCUGCACCACAGGGAGCAGAAUGUCUGA